Messenger RNA from Diorhabda sublineata, 8613 nucleotides. RefSeq names its product neurexin-4. The transcript has 20 exons. The coding region runs from base 199 to 4023 and encodes 1274 amino acids. NCBI's taxonomy places the organism in Eukaryota, Metazoa, Arthropoda, Insecta, Coleoptera, Chrysomelidae. The record is from RefSeq and is a predicted model, not a curated record.
UAUUUGAAGAAAUCAUUAAACGGCUUUGUUAAUUUCAAUUUGGUAUAAACAAAAAGUAUGUUGACAUUAGUCAUGUUGACAGAAGUUGUGUCAUAAACGCAGGAUUUGAUGACAAUAAAUAUCAAACAUGGUGAAUUCUGUUAGUUGAUGGACAGGUCUUUAAAGAAUCCGCUGUUUAGAAAGUGAUAUGAAUCGGAGAUGGUGCUCCUAAAUAUUUGUUUAUUUUCGUUAAUUUAUGCAAAAUUAGUUUUAGCAGAAUACUACAGUGAUUAUGAAUGUAAUAUACCUUUAUUCACAAGGGCUGUAGUGACUGCAACAUCAUCUAUGAAUGAGAGGGGCCCAAAAAAUGCAGUUUUAUAUGGUGGAUCGGCUUGGAGUCCAAAACACAGUACUUAUUUUGAAAAAUUAACCCUCGAUUUGGGAUACAGACACGACAUCAGAUCCAUAGCUACUCAAGGACGUGGCGAAUCGCACGAAUUUGUCACUGAGUAUAUUAUUGAGUAUUCAGAUGAUGGCGAAGGUUGGAAGACUUUCCAUGAUUCUGAGGGAGAGACUGAGAUGUUUCAAGGUAACGUGGAUGGUGAAACGGUUCACAAAAAUGAAUUUGAAGUACCGAUAAUUGCCCAAUGGAUUAGAAUAAACCCCACCAGAUGGAGGGACAGAAUAUCUCUUAGGGUCGAAUUAUUUGGCUGUGAAUAUGAGGCUGAAAACAUGUAUUUCAAUGGUAGUUCGUUAGUAAAAUAUGAUUUAUUCAGGGAACAAGUAUCAGCUCUUAAAGAAAGCAUUAAAUUCCGAUUUAAAACUACCUCACCAAAUGGUGUCCUUUUAUAUAGUAGAGGAACUCAAGGAGAUUAUAUAGCCCUACAACUUAGAGAUAAUAGAAUGCUGUUAAAUAUCGAUUUAGGUUCUGGUGUUGUUACAAGCCUCUCAGUUGGAAGUUUAUUGGAUGAUAAUAUUUGGCACGAUGUGGUGAUUUCAAGGAAUAGAAGAGACAUUUUAUUUUCUGUCGAUAGAGUGGUUGUAAACACAAAGAUUAAAGGAGAGUUUCAAAGGUUAAAUCUCAAUAGAGGGUUUUACAUUGGUGGAGUCUCUAAUGUGCAAGAAGGUCUAGUAGUUAUACAAAAUUACACAGGGUGCAUGGAGAACUUACACUUGAAUUCAACAAAUAUCUUCAAAGAAGUUAAAGAAGCCUACAGUUAUGGUGAAAGUUUUAAAUACGAAAAAAUUAAUGUUCUGUACAAUUGUCCAGAGCCACAAAUUGUUCCAGUAACUUUUAAAACACCACACUCUUUUGCGAAAUUAAAAGGUUACGAAGGAAUGUCUUCCAUGAAUUCUUCUUUUGCCUUUAGAACAUAUGAAGAUAAUGGACUUAUGCUCUAUCAUUCUUUCUCUACAAGUGGUUAUGUAGCUAUAUAUUUAGAUGCUGGUAAAUUGAAGGUAGAACUAGUAUCACCGAAUAAUCCCAAGGUGAUAUUCGACAAUUUUGCUGAACAGUUUAAUGAUGGCAGAUGGCAUACUGUAGUUCUCACUAUAUCAACCAAUAAAAUUGUAUUUAGCGUAGAUUACAGACCAAUGAUUACAACCCGUGUUCUAAGAAUUGUCACAGGAGGAUUGUAUUUUAUAGCUGGUGGAGUUAGUGCUGCGUUAGGAUAUACUAAUUAUAUUUUCCCAGGUUUUGUGGGAUGCAUGAGAAAUAUAAGAAUAGAUGGUAAUAGUAAACUUCCCACCGAUUGGACUCAAGAAGAAUAUUGUUGUGGAGAAGAAGUGGUAUUUGACUCCUGUCACAUGACGGACAGAUGUAACCCAAAUCCAUGUCAACACGGUGGAAUUUGUAAGCAAAAUUCCAUGGAAUUCUUCUGUAUUUGCAAGGAUACAGGUUACGGGGGAGCAGUCUGCCACAGUUCUAUCAAUUCUCUUUCAUGUGUAGCUUACAAAAACGUACAAUCGGUAGGUCAACGUGCUGAAAUAAAAAUUGAUGUCGAUGGUAGUGGACCAUUGGCUCCUUUUCCAGUUACGUGCGAAUUUUAUUCAGAUGGUCGGGUUGGUACUGUUCUACAUCAUAGUAAUGAAGAAACGACACCUGUUGAUGGAUUUCAGGAACCAGGAAGUUUUAUACAAGACAUUCAUUAUGAAGCAAAUGAUGACCAAAUAGCAGCCUUGAUAAACAGAAGUAUAUCGUGUCGACAACAUAUUCAGUAUGCUUGCAAGGGUGCUCGUUUAAUGAAUUCACCAUCUGAAGAAAACGCUUUCUCGCCUUUCUCUUGGUGGGUAUCCAGACAGAAUCAGAAAAUGGAUUACUGGGGAGGCGGUUUACCAGGUUCUAGAAAAUGCGAAUGUGGUAUUUUAAGUACUUGUUCGGAUGCGACAAAAUGGUGUAAUUGUGACACUGAAAUGAAUUUUGAUGUUUGGCAAGUUGAUGCAGGUGAUUUGACAGAUAAAGAUACACUGCCUGUUAAACAAUUACGGUUCGGGGAUACAGGUAGCGCCUUAGAUGAGAAACAAGGUCGUUACACUUUAGGUCCAUUAAUUUGUGAAGGCGAUGAUCUAUUUAGCAACGUUGUCACAUUCCGAGUAGCUGACGCAACUAUUAACUUACCCACGUUUGACAUGGGCCACAGUGGGGAUAUUUACUUUGAAUUUAGGACUGCUUCCGCAAAUGCUGUACUUUUCCAUUCCACAGGUCCAACGGAUUAUAUAAAACUUAGUAUAGUUGGAGGAAAUCAAUUACAAUUCCAAUAUCAAGCUGGAUCUGGCCCAAUAGCUGUUAUAAGAGAAGUUUCUUACAGAUUAAAUGACGACGAAUGGCAUUCGGUAUCAGUAGAACGUAAUAGAAAGGAAGCGAUGCUUGUAAUAGACGGUGCUCUUAAGGCGGAAGUUAGAGAACCACCGGGACCUGUAAGAGCACUACAUUUGACUUCUGAACUUGUUAUUGGUGCUUCUACUGAUUAUAGAGAUGGAUUCACAGGUUGUAUUCGUGCACUUUUGAUCAACGGUCUCCACAUUGAUCUUGGUCAAUAUGCUAGAAUGGGUCUUUAUGGUAUAGUCGAAGGUUGUAUGGGCAAAUGCUUGAGUAGUCCUUGUUUGAACAAUGGUACGUGUCACGAAAAAUAUGAUAGUUAUGUAUGUGAUUGCCGUUGGACUGCAUUUAAAGGACCGAUUUGUGCUGAUGAAAUUGGUGUUAAUAUGAGGCAGAGUUCUAUGAUUAAGUACGAUUUUGAAGGAUCAUUCAGAAGCACAAUAGCAGAACAUAUCAGAGUUGGAUUUACUACUACUAAUCCCAAAGGUUUUCUUUUGGGCUUAAAGUCAAAUAUAACCGGCGAAUAUAUGACAAUAAUGGUAUCUAAUUCUGGACAUUUACGAAUAAUCUUUGAUUUUGGUUUUGAACGGCAAGAAGUAAUUUAUCCAGAUAAACAUUUUGGAUUAGGCCAAUAUCACGAUUUAACAGUUUCCAGAAAAAAUGGAGGAGCUACACUGGUUAUGCAAGUUGAUGGAUAUGAACCAAAAGAAUUCCAUUUUAACAUAAAGGCUUCUGCAGAUGCUCAGUUUAACAAUAUCCAAUAUUUAUACAUUGGGAAAAACGAAUCAAUAACAGAAGGGUUCAUCGGUUGUAUUUCUAGGGUGGAGUUUGAUGAUAUUUUCCCGUUAAAAUUAUUAUUCCAACAACAAGGCCCUGGAAAUGUUAGAUCUUUAGGAACUAAUUUAACUGAAGAUUUUUGUGGUGUGGAACCCAUAACUCAUCCGCCUGAUAUCAUACAAACAAGACCACCCCCGAUUUUAGAUGAAGAUAAAUUGAGGAGAGCAUAUAAUCAAGUGGAUUCUGCUGUUUUGGGAAGUGUUCUGGCAUUAAUCUUCAUAGCUCUUGUAAUCCUUCUGAUAGUAAUCGGUAGGUAUUUGCACAGACACAAAGGAGAGUAUUUAACACAAGAGGACGCGGGUGCUGAUACUGCAUUAGAUCCCGAUACUGCGGUAGUACACGGUACCACCGGCCAUCACGUUCAGAAGAAGAAAGAAUGGUUUAUUUAGUACUACUAGUUGUUCAUCUGAAGUUGUUUUUUUAAUUGAAAAUUGGCCUAAAUAGUACAAGUACUGCUGUAAUAUAAUUAUUGUAUUAAUUUUAAGUGUACAAUCAAGUACUGCGAUUUUACUAAAAAAUUGAAAUACCUUUAUUUUCAAAAUAGUUAAUUGAGACAAUUAGAUAUUUUAAAAUAAAUUUUGUAAUGUCAAAUUCGGUAUUUUAGUAAAAUACUGUACUGGAUAUUAACAAAAAUUUAUUUUUCCACGACAUAGGUUAUCGUCAAUAACAAAGAUAAAUUCUGUCAUAAACUACAUGAAAUGUAAUGAAACACAGCUUGUUAAUUAUUUCAAAAAAAAGGUAAGAUAUGAAUAACAUUCCACUAAGUUGACGUGAUAACGAGAACUAUUGUUAAAACUACAUUCUUUAUGCACACAAAGAAAUAUUCGAUUCUAAUGUCAUUUUUGAUAUUAUUGUCCUUCCUAGUAUGUCAUUUCGAAUGAUUUUGUGGAUUGAGGACUCAAAAUAAAACUGCCCAAGAGUUUUUUUUAAUGCCAACGUUUCGAUCUUUAUCAAGGUUAAAAAUAUAUUGUAUAUAACAACUCAAACGUUGAUGAAGAUAAAAAAAGUAAACAAAAAAUUGUGAAAUUACAAGUAAAACAAUCAUCAGUUAGUGUAAGAAUAUAAAUAUCUAUACAUAUAUAAAUAUAUAUAAAGGAAUUUGACACACUGUAUCUGAGACAAACUAUACAACAUAAACAAAUAAGAACAUUGUUGUUUAAAACAGUGUCUUCUCCGUCCUCCCCUUCCUCUCCUACUUCCCGAUUAUCGUUCUUCAUCUGUUCAUAAUUUCUUCAUCAGAAAGAACCUGAUUAUCACGUACAGAGAUCCAAGCAUUCGCUGCCAUGUAGACGGCGUCUUUUAAAUUCAAUUUUUUGUAACUGCUUAGCACAGACUCUUCACCAUUCUCCAUAUCUAGAAGCAGCAUUUGAUUUCAGUAGAAACGUUUAAGUUUUUCUAUCCCACUCUGGUCCAUUGGUUGUAGGACUGACGCCUCCUUUGGCGGAAGAAACAACAAAUUGAACUUGCCACCAUCUGAGCACAAAACAACGUCUGAUAGGUGAGUUGGUGCAUUAUCUAUGAGUAAGAGCACUUUACCGGUUAAAUCUGUUUUUUUUGGUGUUUUUCGCAUGUGGGAUAAAAACGUUCGCAAACCAAUCACCAAAAAUAUCUGUUUCCAUCCAGGAAUUUUCUUGAUUUUGUAUACAACAGGCUUGCUUAUGCUAUGUAGGCUGCUUUGCUUUCCCAAUAAUAAAUAGUGGGAGUCUGUGAUCGCCAGUAGAGUAAGCGUAAACCAUAGCUGUAAUGCGGUCUUUGUAUCCAGGCGCUGCAGUUUCCUUUUGGAAACAAGGGACUUGGUUGGCAGCUUUUUCUAGUUGAGACCUGUUGCGUUCGCAUUGUAAAUGUUCUGGUGUUGAAAACUACCAGCAUUGCAAAAUUCAUUAAAUGUCUUCUUAAAAUUUUCAUCAGAUACUACACCAGCUAACAGUCUUUCACCUUGUAUGUCUAGCUUCCUUAUCCCGUGCAUGGAUUUAAAGCGUUGAAGCCAGCUCUCUUGGGUAACCAUUAACUUCGAGAAUUCUGAUUUUAUUAUUAUCAGUAUAGAAUUCAGAGCUAUUUAGACAUUGGACCAUGUGUGUAAGCCUUUUUAUUGUCUCUAAUUUAUGUCUUCAAGGAUGGUUCGAAUAAAAAAAACUCUUGGACAGUUUUAUUUUGAGUCUUCAACUCGCAACACCAUUCAAAAUCAAUUUUAAACCUAAUAUGUGCAUAUAGACCAUUAAAGGGCUCAAAGUGGUGGGUAGGCGUUGGGAAUUUACUGAUACCAUACUUAUAAUUUUUGCGUAGAAAUUUUUAUUUAAAAAUUAUUAUUAUUAUAAGUAUUCAAAGAAAUUAAUUUUUCUAUGCUGUAGUAAACAUUGUUUUAUAUACAUAUAUUAUCGCCUCAAGGAAACUUGUCAAAAAUAAAAAAAAAUAUUUUUAAUAAUAUACUCUAAAUUCUGAACCUAUCUUGCAUUUUCAUGUUUUUUAUUUGAAUUAACUUCUCGGCAACUGAAAUCAUUGACAUGUAUUAGAAUCAUUAACUUACAAUUUAAAUAAGACACCUAAAAGUUAUUAACAUCAAGUUAUAUCUCAUUAAUAUCUUUCAAAUAAUUGUGUGGCGUAUGACUGGAAUAUUUAAAAUUUCUUUUAAUUUGUAAGUAUAUGCAUGAUUGUGAGUGUUAUUUUGCAGUACUGACAUUUGGAAGAGUCACAAACCUCCAUUAUAUAUCCACACUCAGUCGAGUAGUGCCCAAUAUGAAGCCUGCAAUAACUGUGUCUCAUAGGAAGUAGAUCAUUGAGAUUCAUCUAAUUUAAAGUUGCAAUUUAUCUAUCAGUUGCCAAUGGAAUAUCUUAUACUAAUUGUCAGCUCCUAUCAGUCACAGAAAGAUGGCUGUUGAAAUAUUCUUUGCAGGUGGAUCCCCAUGUUUAUUCUCAGAUAUUCCAGAGUAAGAUGCUAUCUAGAUUAACGUAGUUGUAACACCACAGCUUGCAAGACUGUCUAUGAUGUCAUGAAUAUCCUGGAUAUUAGCAUGUACGUGAUAUAUUUGUCUCGAGUUUACUGAUGAAAGAUCUUUAUCAUUCUAUAUUAAGCUUUUGACAAAGCGCCAUCUACUUGAAAACAAAAUGAUAUAUUUUUUUCUCAGUGAAAUAUGAAAUUCGCUCAGAUUCUUUUUGUAAAAUAUUUACUUUUUGUUUUGAUAUGGAAAUUAAAGUAAGAAAGUCAAAGUCAAAAAAAAUUGUGGGCUUAGUUUAAAUAGGACACCCUAAAUUUCUAAUCACCUUAGUUCUAUUUCAAUUAACUCAUAAUUUUGUUUAAAACAUGUUUUUAUACAACUUUUUUUAAAUAAAUUACAUGUGGUAAUAAUAUCAAUAGAACUCCAGUGAAACUGAAAAGUGGUAAUUUUAUUUUUCUAAUUUUGAGAUAAAACUAAAAAAAAGUUAUAUAUGGACAUCUGUAUUAAGUCGAUAUCUAACACUGAUUUUUUGACAAGUUUCUGUGAAAAGUUUCACUUUUUAUGCAUGCAAUUAUUAUAGAGUAUAUUUUACCUAAAUUUUUUAUUUUUUAUCUAUUCAAGAUAAAUUUUUUAUUUUAUUGUUUUUAGAUUACAUUGUGCUUUUCACAUCAUACUAGUUAUACAAUGAGAUUAGUUUAUAAUAAAGCCUUAAUCAUCUUAGAUAGCUAGUGCUGAGAAAGGCUUGUUGGAUAUCAAUAUAAUAUAGAAUCUCUGUAAACAUGACGCAACUUUGUUCAAUUAUUACUUAAAACGCGAUUGAGAAUUUUAUUAUUUUAUAUUUCAUUUUUUGUAGGUUUUUUUACAGAAAACAAAUAUGGUGAUUGCCUUUAUCAUGCAAGGUAUUCUAGCAAAGCAUCCAUCCAUCUUACUUGACAUGAAUAUACAUUAAUAUCAGUGAUAUUUUUAGAGUAAAAAUAGUUUAUGAAAUAAUAAUAACUUCAAUCGUUAAAAAUUUCUAUUUUAAUAAUUAACCUUUCCACAGAUGUUUAUGUGUUUAUGUUACGUAACUCAAAAAAUACUGUUUUUUAUGAUUGCCGCUCGUCUGAUAUAAUAGUUGUCUCAAGACGAUUAUACUCCUUUAUAAUGGACAACUGAGCAGCAGCACGUUCUGCGACGGCACUACACUCCGAAAGACUCCUCGAAAUACCAAAUGUUGUGUCUGGCUUCCCCAUUUUAAUAGGGUUGUAUAGUAGUGUGGUUGAUUUCUAGUUCACAAAAAUCUUGUUAGUUUCCUCGACCAACAAUAAAUAGAACAACACCUUUUUAAAUGGUAGUUUUUAUUCGGUUAAUUAGAUUACACUCACGGUACGUUUAGAACAAUCCCCCUUGAAUGAAUUGAGACAUAUGGAUACUUUUUGGGGAUUGUGUGAAAUAUUAUUUUUCUGAUAAAACUGUGCGCCUUCUUCAGUUCGACAAGUAUCAGCUGAAGAAAAAAAGUUCGUUAAACAGACGACGGCUGGUUAUAACAAGCAGAGCGACUGCCAGACGAUGGCUUAUCGCGUAAACAGAAAUAACGAUGGAUAAAAUAACGAAACUGUAUGUAAAAUAUCCAAACGAUAAAAUUCCAAUAAAAAACUAUUAAUAACUAAUUUGAACUACUGAAUGGGAUACCCUAUUAGCUCCACGUCUAAUGAUAACAAUCUAUAAUCAUUUUUCAAAUCGUUCACAUUUCUAAUAACAUAUAAAUCCUAAAUGCAACUACAUUUAUUUAAACGCAAAUAGAAUACCUUGUAAACUUACUUUCUAGUAUUAUUUUCCGUCCAUUUUAAGUUUUAUUUAUUUUUUUAUAUAUUUUUUUAUGAAAUUAAUCGUCUAGUUGUAAUUUGUGUUCUUGUAAGACAAGUGCCUUCGGCAUUUAGUUUGAUGUAACUAAGAAAUAAAGGUUUUGCUACAUUUAUAUUUUGACCUCCAUUUUAGUAUAUGAUAAACAAUUUAGAUAUUCAUGUAUAAUAUAAACUUUUUUACAAAUAAAGUGUUAUUGUAAAG